GCCGCGUCCAUAAAGGGCGGCGCCGCCAACCCGGCGCAGUGCGCGGCGAGCAGCUGGCUGGGGCUGGCGCAUUGGUUGGCCGGCGGGAGUGUGCGGACCCGCACAAGAUGGCGGACGGAGACAACAAGAGCACCAACCAGCUGGCUGCAGAGACUGCCAGCUUGGAAGAGCAGUUACAAGGAUGGGGAGAAGUAAUUCUGGUAACUGACAAAAUCCUUCGUUGGGAAAAAGUGUGGUUUCCACUUGCAGUAAUGGGUACUGUUACCUUUGCUUUCCUGAUGAUCUACUACUUGGAUCCAUCUGUUCUUUCAGGCGUUUCUUGUUUUGUCAUGUUCCUCUGUCUGGCUGACUAUCUUGUUCCUGCUCUUGCUCCCAGAAUUUUUGGCUCUAACAAAUGGACCACUGAACAGCAGCAAAGAUUCCAUGAAAUUUGCAGCAACUUGGUAAAAACACGUCGCAGAGUUGUUGGCUGGUGGAAACGGCUCUUCACGCUGAAGGAAGAAAAACCUAAAAUGUACUUCAUGACUAUGCUUUGUUCUCUUGCUGUGGUUGCUUGGGUAGGGCAGCAAGUUCACAAUCUCUUCCUCACCUACCUUGUUGUGAGUGUUUUGUUGCUGUUUCCUGGAUUAAACCAACAUGGAAUCAUUACAAAAUAUGUUGGAAUGGCAAAAAGGGAGAUAAACAAACUUCUCAAGCAAAAGGAAAAGAAAAAUGAAUGAAGCCUUGCUUGCUACUUCCACAGCAUAAGGUCUCCUGGGGAACAGCUUCUAGAAUGCUUAUGUAUAUUUCAGAUAUAUUAGAAUAAGUUGUUCUGUUUAUUGGCUUUAAAUUUAAAAUUGGCUCCCUGUUCAGCAGAAAUAUCACUCUUGCAACAGCUGUGGGUUUGUCUCACUCCCGCACUGUUGGUCACACAUCACCUAUAGUCUCCUAAUGAUCGUAUAGGGGGAAAUGGCCAUCCUGUACCUGAGGAGCUGCCCUGAACUUACUCAACAUCUACACCAAGUAAGACGUCCCUCUAUCAGAUACUGAAGAAAAACAAGAAAUGGCAGUAUUGUAAUACAAGUAGCAUCCUUAUAAAGAAGUUAGUUUUGACCUGCUGGCAUAGCAAGUACUGUUUAAGUAUGUGCUUAAAGAACUGAUUCUGUUGGUGUGGAGAUUUUUGUUACUACUAAUUGUGGUGAGAAGAGAACAAUUAACAUUCUUCAUUCCUGUUCAGGUCUUUCUGUGGCUAUUUUCACAGACAUGAGCUGAAGAUGAUUCCAUGGCCUUGCUAAAGUUUUCGUACUUAAUUUCUGUUCAGCUUAGUUGCAUAGACCUAGAUUAUUUCUGCCAAAUUGGGCUCCAGAAGACUUAAAUUUGAGCUUAGUCAUUAGUUGUAUAACAUUCAAUCAUUGCACUGACACUGUAGCGACUGAGUUAGGGGGGUGCGCUCUUAACAGUCAGUUGUUCUGAAAACUGCUGUAGUUGUGGAACCAUGUCUGGUUUUAUCAAUGUUUUUCUAGAUACAGAAUCACUUUGGAGGUAUCAGAUUUGUUUGUCUUGUAAAUAUGCCUGUCUCCUAAAUUACUUGUGCUUUAAUGGUAAACUCUUGUUCUAAAAACUGCUUUUUCUUUUUAGUAAAGCAAAAAGCUGAUAUGUAUUAAUGCAUAAUGGUGUUUUAAAAGUUGAGUAUUUGUUUUAAAAUAAGUUUUCUUCCAUGUCUCUCUUAAUUGUAAAACAGAUAAAUAUAGACUUCAUGUUCUUUGAA
Molecule: messenger RNA, 1747 nt
Organism: Alligator sinensis (Chinese alligator)
Lineage: Eukaryota; Metazoa; Chordata; Crocodylia; Alligatoridae
Gene: ARL6IP1
Product: ADP ribosylation factor like GTPase 6 interacting protein 1
Exons: 6
Coding region: 108-719 (203 amino acids)
Source: RefSeq, a predicted model, not a curated record